This is a messenger RNA of Porites evermanni, 1841 nucleotides long. The record is from the annotation of a GenBank genome assembly. NCBI's taxonomy places the organism in Eukaryota, Metazoa, Cnidaria, Anthozoa, Scleractinia, Poritidae.
AUGUUGAGUGAACCGUUUCUAGAAGAGCAAGAUAUUCCUGGUGCGUCACUUUGCGGUAGAAAACCGUCUGAAUUAAAGAACGAAGGACUUGAAUUUUGGUUGAAAUGUAGAGGUGAUCCAGGCAAAGGCCUCAAAACCAAAGCUGAGCUUGUAAAGAAGUAAGACGGCGAUCGCUUUGUAAUCUUACUUAUAUUCUACAAAUAAAUAAAUAAUAAUAAUGAGUCUUUAUUUCACCAAAAGAUAAAACUACAUAUCUUAUGUUACAAUAAAAGAAGAUAAAAACUAUGAUAAAAAUAUCUACAUUAUAUGUAUAUAUUAAAAACGUGUAUCGUUACAAUAAAUGGAGCUUAAAAAAAUAAAUAAAUAAAUGGAGCUUAAAAAUCAACCUAUUUACAAAGGUGUUCAUAAAACGCUCUGUAUUAAUUUUCGGACGUACGCAGCCUUUUUUCCUAAGAUUAUGUACGUAAGUCUUCUGGACAGGAAUGAUAUCUUUUAGUGGGUGGCAAUCCGUUGAUAUUAAUUUCUUUAAAAUGUUUUGGUCUUGUUUAUUUUUGGUUCUUACAUGCUCAUUGAAUUUCCCGUCACUCUGUAGAGUUACUCCUAGUAAAACGAAGCUAUUACAUUGAGGAAUAUUGUUAAUUGGGGAGGAAAGUACAUUGUGAUUUUUCUUUCUAACAACCAGCUCUUUACAUUUACUAGGGUUGCAGACCAUUUUAUUGUCUUUGCACCAGAUUAAGAACUGUCCUAAUAAGUCGGCAGACGGAUCACGGUUGCUAGUGAUAGGCGAAACUAUAGUGGAAUCAUCAGCGUAUUUAAAAAGAACAGGGUAACCAUUAAAGAAAAUCUCCAAGUCAUUCAAAAAUAUAUUAAAAAGAUACAAGUCACUUGCAAGAUUUGUUCAAGUUUAAUAAUCACCUGAUUUCUUUAUUAGGGUAGAAGAGUAUAUCAAGACCGGAAAGGACAAAAAUAUUGUGAAUCCCGAUCCAAAUGGUCUGUACACUAAGCGAAAUCAGCAACGCAUUGGAAUCGGAGCUACAUCAAGUGUUACGGACUCCUCAAAUGGUGAUGCUAACAAACCGUCUGUCAAGUAUCCCUCUGAUGGAUGGAGUACGUCUCUUGAAAAGAUGCCUAUGUACACCAGGGCAGAAAUAAACGAGCAUAUAGCCAGAUCGGGAAAAAGUAUUUCCAAUAUUCAACAUCUUUCUGUCCCAACCUCCUUAAGAAAAGCGAAGACAUUCAUCGAAGAUGAAUAUCUAAGAAAAAUAACUGCCGCAAGUGAUGACUGCUGUUUUUAUUUUCAAGCCAAAUGCUGCCAUAGCUUUAGAAAGGACGAACCCCCACAUCAAUUAAAACUGGCGUUGUGUAUUUUCAAGGGAGACGUUUUAGACAGCAGCUGUACGUAUGUCACAGGAAAGGCUGGAUUUUGCAACCAUAUUUCAGUUUUGAUGUUCAAAACUUGCAAGUAUACCCUCUUUGAAGCGAAGACUACCAAGGAUCUAUGUCAAGAAAAGGACGAGAAUCUAGAUCUGGCGUGUACAUCUCAGCUUCAAAGAUGGCACAAAAAAGGAGGCGGCGAAGACAUAGUUCCCCAGCCAGUUAUGGGGGUUUAUGUUACCAAAAAGAAGCUUGAUGAGCCCAGUAGUUCAAGAGGAUCAGGUGGUGUGAAAUGUUUUCUCUAUGAAGCCCGAAAGCAGCCACAUUAUGACCCCAAGAAUGAGUCAUCUUUUAAGACAGAACUUGCUACAAUUGACCCAAACAUGGGUUUUGCUCAUUUGAGUAAAGGUAACAACUCAAGUGGUGAAACAGUACAGACAAAAUAUGGAGAGACUCAUCACUUCUAA